Solenopsis invicta (red fire ant) is the source of this 2215-nucleotide messenger RNA. RefSeq lists its product as uncharacterized. The record is from RefSeq and is a predicted model, not a curated record. Bases 494 to 1495 code for a protein of 333 amino acids. The transcript is spliced from 5 exons. NCBI's taxonomy places the organism in Eukaryota, Metazoa, Arthropoda, Insecta, Hymenoptera, Formicidae.
UCCGGAGAUUGCUAAUUUUUAAUAAAACUACUUUUAUAAAAUUACUAAAAUCAGCGAACUCAAGUAUAACUAUUAUAUCUGUUUUUAUAUUAUAACCUCAACAGUAGACUCGAUAAUCUCGACUGUCUAACGAAGUUCGUUAGCCUGAUUCUCUCACACAGUGUGAAAAGCAUAAAAAUUAAUUCUGGAGAUUCAGUAGAAUUAAUUUUUACGCUUUUUACAUUGCGCGAGAGAAUCAGGAUAACGAACUUCGUUAGACAGUCGAGAUUCUUGAGUCGAUCUACUGUUAAAGUUAUAAUAUAGAUACAGGUACACACCACACACUUGAGUUCUCUCGUUUAUAUUCGUAUGGGUAACUCAAGAAUAAAGCCUUUUGAUAGCCAAACCUGCAGACAAAUUUUGAACAAAAUAUCCUACUGCAAUUGUUAAAAGGCAACGAGUUGCUUGUGCGUACAAAUCCUGCUCGAUUUCUACAAUCUGCUGAUAUGAGGGGAUGUCGUGUAACAAUACUCAACUUACUGGAACUAACUCAAGUUCCAGUAAGAACAAACAUUACACGCCCAUGGAAAGGAAGGUAUUUUUACAAAUACUGGAUUCUUACAAACAUGUCAUAGAAUUAAAAAAAAGUGAUGGUACUACAAUAAAAGACAAAGACAUAGCGUGGAAGGAAGUUUGCAAUAAAUAUAAUAUGUCUGCAUUAAUUUAUCAAGAGAGAACUGUUCAGCAAUUAAAAAAACUAUGGACUAAUAUAAAACAAACACAAAGGGAAGCAAUCACAAAAGAAAGACAAGCACGUAUGGCAACUGGUGGUGGACCACCACAACCAGAAGCGAGUAUUGAUCCCGAUGUUGCAAAUAUUGCUCCCCAUUUAAUGGAAACUGCGCCUGUUUUAUUUUCUUCAAACAUGUCGGAAAAAGAAAUCGAAGAUAAACGCGAAUUAACAUUUGACAUGGUAUCCAAUAAUUACACAAUAGAUCUAAUACCCGAACUAAUUAUCGAAAAUAAACAAGACGGAACAAACAAAGAGAGUGAUAACGAUGUAUUAUUUGUUGAUUGUACAAACACGCUCAAUAUAGAAAAAGAUUCAUUUAAUACUACGAAGAAGGAUAAUACAUUAUGUAGACGAGAACAACAAACAGAUAUGCAAAAUGAACAAUCAUCAAAUAUAUUGGACGAUGGAAAAUUAAAACAGACACGUUCUUUGAAACGAAAAAGGAACGCAAUAGAUGAAACCAAAUUAUUAAGUACAGAAGAAAUGUUACGUAUGGAACGUAUAAAACGAGUAAUGGAACAAGAUGAACAACUAGCACAUAUUAAAGAAAAACACGAAACAAAUAUGAAUAAUAUGAAAGAAAAUCAUUUGAAAGAAAUUAACAAUUUAGAAUUGCAACACUUAAAACAGAUGCAAACUUUGGAAAUAGAAAUAAAACAAGCACAACUUAGAGCAAUUGAAUCCAGAAAGAAUAAAGAAAAUAUUGAUACAUUUAGAAUUUGAAAUAUAUAUAUAUUCUCAUUUUUAUAUGUUCCAUACAUAAAUUUCUCAUAUAUAAUUAAAAUAGAUAUUUAAUGUUUUAAAAGGAGUUAUACAUCCCAGAUGUCAAAUUGAUUUUACUUUUUGUUUUUUAUUUUCGUUAUUAUGACGUCAAAAUAUCGUCAGAUGUCAUUUAAGCUUAUUAUCUGCGAUAUAUUUCAAUAAUAUUUCUUGUUAUUUUAGUUAUAAAUUAAGAAAAUGCGUUUAAAGUUGUUUUUUCAUUAUAUUUUAUUAUAAAAUAAUACUUUUACUUAUUUUUUAUUUUUUGUUGUUCACGGACAAGAAUGUUUAACUAAAUAAAUCUCUUGUGAUAAACAUAGGUUUAUUUAUCAAGACGAAAUCAAAGUUGAUAUUUAUUUAGUCAAACGAUGAUUAGUUUAUUUUACUCCGUGAAAGUUUACAGUGUAUCAAAGACUGAUCUAUUUAAGGAUAUAGGAUAUAGGAUUAUCAGUAUUAUUACACGUUUACUGUUCAAGUAAUAAGUUUAUUUACAAAGAUGACAAGCUUGAGAAUUGAAAAAUGUAUGAUGUUACUUAUGUUUCAAUACUUUUAUUAUUUUUAUUACCAAUUAGCCUAUAAGUUAGCAAAUACGUAAUAGAAUAUGUAACACCUAAAAAUGUGAUACUAGUAUACUGAACAUUUUUUUUCAAAUUAUUGAAAUAUAUGCAAAGUUACAUUUCAAAA